This is a messenger RNA of Thamnophis elegans (Western terrestrial garter snake), 859 nucleotides long. RefSeq names its product acyl-CoA binding domain containing 7 (gene ACBD7). The transcript is spliced from 4 exons. The record is from RefSeq and is a predicted model, not a curated record. Gene Ontology annotation, molecular function: fatty-acyl-CoA binding. NCBI's taxonomy places the organism in Eukaryota, Metazoa, Chordata, Lepidosauria, Squamata, Natricidae. Gene Ontology annotation, biological process: fatty acid metabolic process. The coding region runs from base 147 to 413 and encodes 88 amino acids.
GACGUCACAAAGCCCAGCUCUAGUCACAAAGCUGUGGCCAGCCCGGGCUCAUUAAAAAAAAAAAAAAACCUGCGGGGAAAUCGCGCGCCUAGUGCCAGAUCUGCUACCCGUUGGCAAGAGCGCAGGUGUUCGGUGCACGGAGCAACAUGACACUCCAGACUGACUUUGAGGCUGCUGCAACAAAUGUUACAAAACUAAAAUCUAAGCCCACUGAUGAUGAAUUAAAGGAAUUGUAUGGACUCUACAAACAGGCCACUGUAGGAGACGUCAACACUGAGUGCCCUGGGAUGUUGGAUUUGAAAGGCAGAGCCAAAUGGGAGGCUUGGAAUCUGAAGAAAGGUACAUCAAAAGAUGAUGCUAUGAAAGCCUACAUUUCUAAAACAAAUGAAAUGAUCCAGAAAUAUGGACUGUAGAAUUUCCUUAAACACUUCACCUUCAAGUAGUUAUUGGUACUUUCAAAACUAUAUUAUUAAUGUUAAUAUUUGGGCCUAAAACUUAAUCUGUAACAAUUUCAUUUUAAUUAUUGUGACAUGUUUGUACUUGUUUACAGUACAUUUUGUAUCUUAAUACAUCUCCUGUUUUCACCAGUAUUUUAGACUCCUCAUUCCAAUGACAGUCUUGUGGUACUUUAAAGUCUCAAACAUUUAUAAUAGCACAUAACCCUUUGUGAUCACUGCUCUAUCAGACAGUGUGUGGAACGUCAUUCUGACAGAAUAGCAUUAUAAUACACACACACAGUGAUUAUUGCUGGUAAAAGCAGUAUUUGAUAAAUGAGAGUGGGAUACUAAAUUACAAGUUAAACAUGGUGACAAUGACAGAUUAAUUCAUUAACAAAAUAAAAUAAUUGGAUGAAGCACGA